Fraxinus pennsylvanica is the source of this 348-nucleotide messenger RNA. Lineage: Eukaryota; Viridiplantae; Streptophyta; Magnoliopsida; Lamiales; Oleaceae. The record is from the annotation of a GenBank genome assembly.
AUGUUCAAAUCAUCUGCCAUUCGCUUGAAACCUAAAAUAGAUUAUGCAAGCGAGAAUGAUCUCAAGGAAAAAAUCAUGCCUCGAAAUGAGAAGACCCCCAAGGGAAAUUCAUUGGACACUCAAUUCAUACAGUUUGGUAGACCGGAAGAUAAACUUACAGCAAUGCUUUUUGGCCCCAAGUACCUAUCCGAAAUGUGUCACCUCUGCACCCCUGAGGAUAAAGGAAUGAAUGAAGAAUUCCAACGUUGGGAAAUUGAAAAUAGUGGUGCGGCAAUAGUAAAAGAAAUAAAAGAUGCUGACCACAUGGCAAUGAUCUCACCACAUGGCAAUGAUCUCAAAUCCCCAUAA